Molecule: messenger RNA, 4815 nt
Organism: Porites lobata
Lineage: Eukaryota; Metazoa; Cnidaria; Anthozoa; Scleractinia; Poritidae
Source: the annotation of a GenBank genome assembly
GCUGAAUCGUUCCAGAAACAAUAUAUUUUUUAUAAACCGCCUCUACUAGGGCGCUAUAUAAGACUCGUUGCUGUGAAAUGAAAACCUCUUCAGUCUUGCAUUAAUUGUGAGUCAAAACUAUGGCAAACCUUGAUGACUACUACGCCCAGCAAGUUCUGACGGAGAGGUUUAAGAAUUGGUUUUGGUCCGGCCAGAAUGGUAAUACAUUAAUUAAGCAUUUAAACAGCGACAAAGGAAGACCAGAGAUUGUGAGGAGAGAAAUAAAUUCCCCGUAUGCAAAUGGAAUCGUCUUAAAUGUUAACUUCUUUGGUGACCAAUUCAAAUUUGUUAAAAUUGGCUUCACUCAACAAGGCACAAGCAGCGAUUGCAAAAACCGAAUGACACGAGUACGUAGGGAAAUUGAGAGCUAUCGCCAACACCUGCAAGGUAAGACUUCAGUGCUGUUUGUUAUCAUGAAGAAUCCUGUUGAUACCUCAACGCAUUCCGAGUUUGAGACGAAUUUUAGGAAGAGAUGGGGAAUGCCUGUGUCUGAUGAAUUUGCAAAGCGUUACGAGUUACCUAUCCAUACCGAGUGGGUACUCACAACCCAGGGUUUUAUUGCUCACAUGUUACAAGUCAUCGAAGCAGCAAAACAAAGAGGAAGGAUUGAUGCGAGCAUAUUUAAGGGGAUCACAUUUGAUGAAAAGAAGCUUCCAGCAGAACUUCUACAAUAUCGGAGAAAUUAAUUCAGAACUAUGAACAUAACUAUUGUAGAAAUCGUAGCCAGAUCAGAAUUUGACUUUUUAAUGAUGUACAUUAAAUUGUAAUUCCAUUUAAAUACUCUGCGAUUGUACUGUGAAAUAUCUGUCAAAAUCUGAUUGAAUUAGACCAAGCCGCCUACGAAUGCGAUAUCAGUUCAUCGAUUUCCUUUAAGUAUCUUGAUCGCCAAGGUUUUUAGUCCGUUACCCAUAUGUUUGGGGUAAAUACUUGAUGAUGCUUGUCGAAUCACAAAGUAGGGAAAUGUAUAUGGAGACUCAGGCAUUUGGACUGAUUAGUAAGGGUUAAUCUGUUUCGUAUUUACUUAUCCUGUAAAAGUUUUAUCAACUAUGACUGGCAUUCACUUACACGGGACGAAAAAUUGGAUUUACUGUACUUUUGACACGAGUCAAAAGUUAAGUCAAAUUUGGUAUUGGCUUUGACUUCACCUUUGACGCGCGUCAAAGAUGUCGCCAAAUAUAUAAGCUCUUUGCUUACUCCUUUGACCUCGGUAAAGGUGAAGUCAAAUUGUUAACAACUUUGACUUCUCCUUUGACGCGCGUCAAAGAUGAAGUCAAAUGAAUCAAUGCUUUGCUAUUCCUUUAACCCUUAUCAAAGUCGUUGUCAAAUAUGCUGGUAACUUUGACUUUACCUUUGACGCACGUCAAAGAUGAAGUCAAAAGUGUAGUCAGCUGUGACCACACCUUUGAUACUAGUCAAAAAUGAAGUCAAAUACGACCGCUACACUUUUACAACACUCUUGAAUGGUGCUGAAAGGUGAGAGCAAAUAUGCAAUGAAUUACGUCUACAAACAGUUAUGUCGAAACUGAUAUUGAGAAAGGAAAUUAAAAAGCUGUAUUUGAAUACUGUUUUAAAGAUAUUUAUACGUCAAUACCGAACACGGACGGGUAAUCAUUGUAAUUGCUGUUUUAUAAUUGUUUUUGAAAAUGUUCUAGAAUAUGUACUUUUUCGAAGUUAUUUUUUUUUGUCUUAUCUUGAGUGGAUCAUCCUUGAUCGAUCAAUAUACCAUGUAAUGACAGCGACGCAAAACAAUGACUCAACAAUUGGACGAUGGAAGACUGAACCCAAACAAGACACCCUGUUUUUGGCGCGAAAUUGUCGCGGUUGCAAACUCUCUCCGCCCGCGCAAACAAACAAACUACGCAGAUCUGAAGAAAACAAAAGCUGCUUUUUUGUACGAAGCAGUCCAGCUUUUGUUAACAAAUAUUUUCACCCUUAUCUUUGAUAGAGUUUAGACCACAAACUUGUUCAAAAGGUACGUGUCAUUCUUUUCUAUGUGUUCAUGCAAUAGUUGUUCUUCAAACUUCAUAGUUGUUUUACUGUGUUAAGCUUACGAAAACCAUCUCCGAACAGGCGUGUAUGUCGUGCUUGGGAGCUUUUCUGAUUGUUAAAUCUGGUUCAGUAAACUAUAAAAAUUUUUCUAUAUUACAGUAGAGUUUACAUUAAAUCUAGCCCUUUUUUCUUAAUAGGGUUAGUGCAUUUCUGCAAAAGUAAUAGCUGGCUUAUAUUUCACAAUGCAAUUCAAGUCAAAACUCCAUGCGAGAACCUACUAACAUCAAGAUUAUAAACCAACUCUGGUUUUUCUAACAGUUAUAUUUAACCACGAAAACUACUUCAGGGUAAUGAAAUAAUAUAAGACUCACAUAUAUUUUUUUUCAUGGACAGUGUACUUCAAUAAAAAUAUCUGUACCAGACUUUCAUGGGCAUAUUACUGAAGAAAGUACAUAAGCUUAUUUGAACAGGAUUCAGUGCAGUUUAUCAAACAAAGAAGUGUGGUUAUUUGAAGACUUCGGAUGUUUUACAGACGUGAGUAUCUCUUUCUGUUGAUUUUUCUGGGUUCUAUACGUAAUGGGGCUCAGGCUGCAUAAUUUUUAAAAUAUUCCAUUGAUUUUUGUACCACCACAGUGGCAGCUAGGUGUGUUUCAACAUUUGAUAAUAAUCAUUCAAACGUACCGAGCUGUCUCUUCUUUAUUGUGACUGGACAAUAACUUUAAAAAUAGCCUGCGUAGCAAGCUUUUCCGCGCGAGUUUUCUGCAAGAGACUGUUUGUGGAGGGCAAAAAAAGAGGAAGGAGGGGCCGGGAGGGGCUAACUCGCGCAAUAACUCUAUUGGAAACGCUCGUUAUGCAGGUUAGGUAUAAUAUAAAGUGUUUCUUUAGUUUAAUUUUAAGCUUUGGGCAUGGAGGGAAAUUGUCAUUGAACUUUCCUGGACUUAAUUAAGUGAUGAUAAGGCUCGAUUCAAACGUCAAAUUUCACAAAUGACGAACUUAAUGACAAUGCAUGUACACGAAAUGUGAUGUUCCCAUUCAAAAGAAUUAGGUUCGCUACACAUUUUUAACCGGGUCUUUAAGUUUUGAUAAAGGUAAAGAGAAAGGGGAAUUUUCUGCAGGAAAGGAGCGAUAGUAAAAAGGGAGUGGGGCCGAAACACUAAGACUGAAUUUUUUAUCUCUAAUUGCUAUAUUCUUUUACAAUUAUUUCACAGAUAAAAGAAACAAGGCAAAGUGAUAAGUCUCCAGUGGAACGAAACACACAACAGAGGAAGAUUGAAGUUAGAUACAUGGCGUUUGUCUUUCACUUACAUCAAGAAUCAAAAGCACUCUAGAAUGAAAAUCUUCGCAAAGAUAACAUCAAGACAGAUGGGCUCCUGAUCAAGAACAUUUCUUACUUACCAUGAUUUUUGCACUGGCUUGCGUGAAAGAAGUGUUUUAAACUAUUUUGCAGGUUGCCGUCCGUGACAACAGCGUGUAUCUGGAACAUUUAUAGUGCUUCAAAAAUUUGCGGGAGUCAUUAUGAUUGUCCAUUGACAGACUGCAAUGAGUACUUUAUUCCAUAAAUCGUGAAAAGGUUUUAAAAAAUCAUUUUUAUGCGUUUAAGUUUUAAUCGGAAUUAUUCAGCUUUCUAAUCAUCUAAUGAGGUUUUAGGACAAUAAAGUACAAGAUUAAGAACUCAGUCUCUUAUCUGUCCACCUUUUUAAACGGUAUCCAGGUCGCAAUUGAAUUUGAUUGAAAUCUCAAGUUGGAUUCUAGCCUGUAUAUCAAGCGCUUAUGACUAGCGAGGCGAACGAGGAAUUCACGCGAAGCGCGAGACGAGCGAGAAGCGCGAUGCGAGGGGAGGAAAAAAACCAAACAUAUUUGGCAACACCUUUAUCAAACCUUUGACUUAAAUCUCAGACGCAUUUGACGACAACUUUGUCACACAUUUGACCUGAGGCUCAGACACAUUUGACGACACUUUUCACAAGCCUUUGACUUUAAUCACAGACAUAACUUUACCGCGCUUUUGUCACACCUUUGGCCUGAAUCUCAGACAUAUUUGACGACGCCUUUGAUAGGGGUACAAAUGCUAAUGAAAUAUACCUUUGACGCGCGUCAAAGGUAGGGGUUAAAGGCGUGACAAAAACGGCCUUUAUCGCCUGAAGACUCGCCUUUGACCGCGAGCAAAGGUAAACAUUUGUCGCGCGUCAAAGUUGUACAAAGGUGUGCAAAGGUGGCCUUUAUCGCCCGUUUGACUUCACCUUUGACGUUCGGUAAAUCCGUUUUUUCGUCCCGUGUUAGUGGAAGAUAUUCAGCACGCAUAUGUUUCUUAACUACUUUACUCGUUGUAUUGCAUCAUCUGGACGUACGUUUUAAUCCGCACAUGCAGCGAGCAAAUUUGAGCUAAGGGAGCAGCUACAUUUAAUAGUUCACAUAAUGUUUAGCAUUUUCCCAACCUAAUACUACACCGGUCAGACAUGCAACUCUAAUGUAUUUGAUCAGGCUCCUGAGUCAAUUUAAAAGUCGACAUUUAUUUUCAAGUACUGAAAAGCUGUAAGGAAAAAAAAUAGGAUUUGGCCAUGGUAGCUAGACGUUUGAAUUAGUUGAGAGUGUUCAGGAAUUAAAUCAGAAUCAUUUCCCUAUACCGGCUGGGAUCGUGCGUGUGUGUUUUUAUAAGGAGGUAACCUUUCUACAACCAAUUUAACUAAGGGUUAAGUAGUAAUUACGCAUUAAAAAAACAUCGUCAUGAAGGAACAUGUGAAAAGUAGAUAGAUGGACAUUCAAUAAUAAAAAUAACGAUAACGAACG